Messenger RNA from Vicia faba (fava bean), 1626 nucleotides. NCBI's taxonomy places the organism in Eukaryota, Viridiplantae, Streptophyta, Magnoliopsida, Fabales, Fabaceae. The record is from the annotation of a GenBank genome assembly.
AUGAAGCAAGAGAAUCUCUAUGCAUCACAAGGAGGACCUAUCAUUUUAUCUCAGAUUGAAAAUGAGUAUGGAAAUAUUGAUAAAAGCUAUGGUCCUGCUGCUAAAACCUACAUCAAUUGGGCAGCAUCGAUGGCUACAUCUCUUGAUACAGGCGUUCCCUGGGUUAUGUGCCAGCAAGCAAAUGCACCUGAUCCAAUUAUUAAUACGUGCAAUGGAUUUUACUGCGAUCAAUUCACGCCAAACUCUAACCAGAAACCAAAAAUGUGGACUGAGAAUUGGACUGGAUGGUUUCUUGCAUUUGGAGGUGCUAUGCCGUACAGACCUGUAGAAGAUCUUGCAUUCGCUGUUGCACGUUUUUUUCAGCGAGGUGGAACUUUCCAAAAUUACUACAUGUACCAUGGAGGGACUAACUUUGGCCGAACAACUGGUGGACCUUUCAUUUCUACAAGUUAUGAUUAUGAUGCACCUAUUGAUGAGUAUGGAAUUAUUAGACAACCCAAAUGGGGGCAUCUUAAAGAUUUUCAUAAGGCCAUAAAACUUUGUGAAGAAGCACUUAUAGCUACUGAUCCAACAAUUUCAUCUCCUGGUCCAAAUCUAGAGACUUCAGUUUACAAGACAGGAUCUGCAUGUGUGGCCUUCCUUGCUAACACCGGCACGAACGAUGCAACGGUUACCUUCAACGGCAAUUCAUAUCACUUGCCUGGAUGGUCUGUGAGCAUUUUACCAGAUUGCAAGAGUGUUGUUCUAAAUACUGCAAAGAUUAAUUCUGCAUCUACGAUUUCAAGCUUCGCAACUGAAUCUGUAAAAGAAGAGGUUGAUUCUUUGGGGAGUUCAAGUUCGGGAUGGAGUUGGAUUAGUGAACCGGUCGGUAUUUCAAAGGAUGAUGCAUUCACAAAAUUUGGACUUCUUGAACAAAUAAACACGACUGCAGAUAGAAGUGACUACCUGUGGUAUUCAUUAAGCAUUGAUGUUGAAGAUACUGUCGGUGCUCAACCUGUUCUUCACAUUGAAUCCCUUGGUCACGCCCUUCAUGCUUUUAUAAAUGGGAAACUUGCAGGGAGUGGAGUAGGAAACAGCGGAAACGCUAAGGUCAAGGUGGACAUCCCUAUUACACUUGUAUCUGGAAAGAACAAAAUUGAUCUCCUGAGUUUAACAGUGGGACUACAGAACUAUGGAGCUUUUUACGACCUAGUGGGUGCGGGGAUCACUGGUCCAGUAACAUUGAAAGGUUUGAGAAAUGGAAGUACUGUUGAUCUCUCCUCACAGCAAUGGACAUACCAGAUUGGUCUUCAAGGUGAAGAUUUAGGUUUGUCUAGUGGAAGUGUUGGACAGUGGAAUUCACAAUCUAACUUACCUACAAAUCAACCUUUGACUUGGUACAAGACGAACUUCAUUGCUCCUUCUGGAAGUAACCCAGUUGCAAUUGAUUUCACGGGGCUGGGAAAAGGAGAAGCCUGGGUGAAUGGACAGAGCAUUGGACGAUACUGGCCAACAUACGUUGCUCCAACUUCUGGCUGUACUGACUCAUGCAAUUAUAGAGGAUCCUAUUCUUCAUCGAAAUGUCUCAAGAACUGUCCUUUUGUCAAUUUGCUCGUUGCUGACGGAUCCAAAUCCCGACGACCCUAA